Molecule: messenger RNA, 1152 nt
Organism: Talaromyces rugulosus
Lineage: Eukaryota; Fungi; Ascomycota; Eurotiomycetes; Eurotiales; Trichocomaceae
Exons: 1
Coding region: 1-1152 (383 amino acids)
Molecular function (GO): 1-alkyl-2-acetylglycerophosphocholine esterase activity
Source: RefSeq, a predicted model, not a curated record
AUGUUUUGGACCAUCCUAUGCCCAGUUACCUUUAUUCUCGUCAGCCUCGGGCAAACGGCAACUAUCCCUCUUCCUUCAAGCACCGGACCAUGCGACGUCACGCUUCAUGCAAGUGAACUAGUUGACACGUCUCGAACCGACCCCUAUGACCCAAAAGGGGGUAAACGUUUUAUCAUGGUCACCACCUUUACUCCCGUCAAUUGCGGAAGUGUGCCCUCUACAUCUUACAUCCCGAAUGCAACUGCCAAGUAUGAAGAUGAGAGUUUCCAGUCUUCUGGACUUCUCCCGGGAACAUUCGAGUCCCUUCGCAUCCAGGCCCAGACACAGCAGCAGCUACCACCUUUCAGUCUUCACGGGGAUUACCCAGUAGUGCUUUUCUCACCGGCACUAGCAACCUCAAGAUUGUUGUACACAUUGCUGCUUCAAGACAUUGCCAGUAACGGAUUUGCCGUUGUCUCCGUCGAUCACCCAUAUGAUGCUGACAUCGUAGAAUAUCCCGAUGGCCACACGGUUCGCGGAAUACUCGUAAACCUCACCGAUGCAGAAUUUCCUGCAGCAAUGAACGUUCGUGUUAAGGACAUGUUAUUUUUACUGGAUCAAAUGCACGACGCAAAAGUGAUCAGAGGCAUAUUCCCUUUGUCACAGGGAAAUUCGCAUCUUCUCUCGCUUGAUCGAGUAACGAUACUUGGUCAUUCGCUCGGUGGAGCAACAGCAGCGCAGACAAUGCUGGUAGACAAUCGGUUUGUCGGGGGUAUCAAUCUAGAUGGUGAACUGUGGGGGUCUGUCGUGGACAAAGGACUGUCGAGCCCUUUCCUGCUUUUCAGUCAAACAAACCACACCCAGGCAACAGAGCUCAACUGGGCAAAAUUUUGGUCGCAUUUACGAGGAUGGAAACUUGAGCUACAACUCGCACAGUCUAAACACUAUACUUUUUCUGACUUUCCAGUGCUUGUCGAUGCUCUUGGUGUCUCUGAUGAAGCUAGGCAAAUUAUUCAGGCCGAAAGUAUUGGGACGAUAGGCGGGUUGCGGGCUAAACAUGUGCUUGCUUCAUAUAUAAGUGCUACACUGCAGUACUUUGUUUAUGGGCACACGUCAGAUUUGCUGAGCGGCCCUUCUGUAGCAUAUCCUGAUGUGAAAUUUGUGUCUUCCUGA